AUGAGAACGUUUAAAGGCGCAAAGGGUGACAGAGGUGACCUCGGUUUGCCUGGACCUAAAGGAGACCAGGGUCCACCGGGCCCACCAGGCUUAAGUGCAAAGUCUGACGUCGUCCAGUACAUACCAGGGCCUCCUGGACCACCUGGCCCCCCGGGUGUUGCAAUUGUCGGCCCAAAAGGGGAGCCGGGGAUCAGUUACAUAGAAGAAGGACCCAUUCAUGGAAGUACAAAGUACUUUGGCAGACCGGGCCGAGAGAGUAUAGAACCAAGAAGCCAUCAUGCAGAUGAAUCUACAAAAACCGUACCGGGAGCUGCCGUCUUCAGAACUGUCGAGGAAAUGUUGCGGCUCGCAUCAUCCAGUCCUGUCGGUGCAUUGGCUUUUGUAACAGAAGAACAAGCCUUGCUGAUAAAAGUCAAUUCUGGAUGGCAGUAUGUUUCGUUAGGGUCAUUAGUGACCCAAUCCGCGCCUGUGACCACAACGCACACUCCAGUCACCCCUCCAAUGCCAGCAGGCAGCUUAGUUCAAGUGGGACAAAUAUCCAAUUUCGUGGACAACUCACCACCACUUGCUCCUGUAGGACCCAGCCUCCGUCUUGCCGCCUUGAACGAUCCAUUAUCCGGCAACAUGAACGGUGUUCGACGGGCAGACUAUGCCUGUUAUAGGCAAGCGAGAAGAUCCGGGCUAAAAGGAACAUUCAGAGCUUUCCUUACAAGCAGGAUACAAAAUCUGGACUCAACAGUACGAUACGCGGACCGACACUUGCCCGUUGUGAAUAUUAUGGGCGAAGUGCUCUUUAAGGCAUUCUCAGAUAUCUUUGACGGUAACGGAGGCAUCAUUCCUGGGACACCCCGAAUUUAUAGCUUCAGUGGGAAAAACAUCAUGAUGGAUUCUAAUUGGCCUCAAAAGCUAAUAUGGCACGGAUCCCACUCGAGCGGUGAAAGAGCUUUGGACACAUUCUGUGAGGAGUGGCAGAACGGAGAACCAACGUCCCGGGGCAUGGCGGCAUCUCUCUAUUCGCACAAACUCCUCUCACAAGAAAGGUAUUCGUGCAAUAACCGUUUCGCCGUGCUAUGUAUAGAAGCAACCGCUCAUGUCAGCCUAAGGAGAAAAAGGAGUAUUUCAAGGCCAAAUUCCACACAAGAUGACGAGGACUACCUAUACAACGCCGAAGAAUACCAAGAGCUACUUGACGAUAUAUUUGCUCAACCUUUAAGAGAAACUUAA
This is a messenger RNA of Leptosia nina, 1224 nucleotides long. The record is from the annotation of a GenBank genome assembly. Lineage: Eukaryota; Metazoa; Arthropoda; Insecta; Lepidoptera; Pieridae.